This is a messenger RNA of Centrocercus urophasianus (Greater sage-grouse), 11686 nucleotides long. It is a transcript of the gene SYNM, whose product is annotated as synemin. The record is from RefSeq and is a predicted model, not a curated record. Gene Ontology annotation, biological process: intermediate filament cytoskeleton organization; fast-twitch skeletal muscle fiber contraction. NCBI's taxonomy places the organism in Eukaryota, Metazoa, Chordata, Aves, Galliformes, Phasianidae. The coding region runs from base 63 to 4859 and encodes 1598 amino acids. Gene Ontology annotation, molecular function: vinculin binding; structural constituent of cytoskeleton; intermediate filament binding. Gene Ontology annotation, cellular component: intermediate filament; neurofilament cytoskeleton; sarcolemma. The transcript has 4 exons.
GCGCAGCGGCCGGCAGCAGCGGCACAGGGGCCAGAGCGGCUCCGAUCCGCAGUCCGGACAAGAUGUGGCGGCGCUGGGAAGCAGGAUGGGACGAGAAGAGGGAGCUGCAGGAGCUCAAUUCCCGGCUGCGGGUCUUCGUGUCCCGAGUGAGGGAACUGGAGGAGGAGAACCGCUUUCUGGCGCGGGAGCUGGCGGAGCUGCGGGAGCAGGAGUUGAUCGGGCUGCGUGUGCCCGAGCAGGAGCUGGCCUGGCUGCGCAUGCAACUGGAGGAGCUGAGCCAGGCGAAGCUGGAAGCGGAGCUGGAGCGGGACGGGCUGCGGCGGGAGCUGGAGCAGCUACAGCUGCUGGGCGCCGAGGUGCUGGCGAUGCGCCGCCGCCUGGAGCCGGAGCUGGCCGGGCAGCGGCAACUGCUGCAGCGGCUGCAGGGCGAGUGCGUGGCGCUGGAGGAGCUGCUGCUGCAGAUGCAGGACGAGCACAGGCACCUGGCGGAGCGGCAGCGGCGGGAGGCGGUGGAGAUACGAGAGCUGCGGAUGGACCUGGCCGCCUUGCCGCCCCCCUUGUCCGCCCUGAGCCUGGAGGAGUUGGAGGAGACCUACGAGAUGCUGCUUAGCCAGAGCUGCCAGGAGACUCUGCUGCGCUAUCAGGAGCAGAUCCAGAGGCUGCAAGAGCAGGAGGCGCAGCGGAGCCGAGAGAACCUGGAGCUCCUGCGGGAGGAGAGCCGGCAGUGCCGCCAACACCUGGAGGACCUCCACCGCCAGGGCCAGGAGCUGUGCGGGCUCCGGGAGCGGCUGGAGCAGGAGCUGCUCGCCAUGCAGGACCGCCACGGCGCCGAGGUGGACGAGUACCAGCGGAUAAUCGAUGCUCUAGAAGAAGAAAAGCAGUUCCUGACCAUGUCAAUCACAGAUUACCUGAAGGACUAUCAAGAACUGCUGCAGGUGAAAGCAGGUCUCAUCCUUGAAAUUGAAACUUACAGGGCUUUGUUGGAAGGGGAAAGCAACCAGUGGAUUAUUACAUGGAGAGAUCAGCUUAUAGGGAAAUUGCCUCAAGAUAUUAUAAACUCUUCAUAUAACUACACUGAUACGUACUCUACUUAUCAGGAAAGAAGUCAAAAUAAAACUUCACCAGCUAUCAGGAUCUCUGAUACAAGGCACAGAAUACCUGCGGCAAACAUAGGCGGUUCUGCACGCUAUUCAGCUCAAUCAACACAGAUUGGAUCACAGAGAGCAGUGAGUGGGAAAGACUUUGGAAAAGAUUUACUAGGUUCAAUAUAUCGCCCUUCAUCAACCAUUAGAAAGGAUGAAAGGAUUGUGACAGACCACAAAGAAUUAAGAACAUAUACUCCAGGCUACAGUAGCUGGAAAAACACUGAAACGCAGCAAAAGACAAUCCCAGAAAGAAAGAAAACAGAAGUUACAUCUUCAUCUACAGUAUCUUUUUCAAAACAGUCAACACAUGCUGAAAGAUCAGACAAGGACAUCAAAGCUGACAAAAAACCUAGGAUUUCUGAAAAUCUAAGAACAAAACCAAACUUCUCUAAAUUUCCAACUUAUGAGCUGAACACCAAUUCAAAACCAUCUGUAUAUGAAGAAACCAUAACUGAAACCCAGACCACAGUAAAAGAAAAAAGAGGAGGCAGCAAACCAGCUGAAGAAAGCAAAUCACUGACUAAAGAAAAAGAUAAGCUAGAGAUACAAACAAAAGAGGAGAAAAGAAAGGUAGAUGAGAAGACUGUUGUAGAUGAAAGAAGUGUUAAUUUUGGAAGGCAGAGUGAUGCAAAAAUGGGAAUAGAGCAGAAAAAAUAUGUUCGGGAGGAAGUCAUUAACCAGAAGGUAGCAGGGAGUGAAAUUUCAAGAACUUUGAAAAAUGAAUCAAGCAAAAAAGAUACAGAUGUAUCCUUCGAAUCCAAAAGCAGAGAAGUCAUUGAGAUACCCAUCAGUCUUGAAAGACCUGCUCCUGAUGAAGUAUCUCAGAAGAAUAACAAAGAUAUAAGUUCCCAAGAUUUUAAAACUUCCAUCGGAAGAGAGACAGGAGACAGAGAAACUAAGCCUGCUGAAAUUCACAAAGUCAGUGUUUCAGAAUCUAAUCUGAAAGAUGAAGAGAGAACUAGUGACAGAAGUCAUAAAAUGGAGACUCUGUCAACUGAAAAUAUAGCAGAGAACAUUGUUGCUGACAUUCUUAAAAGUUUUACACAGUCUUCUAGUUCAGAAGUAUCAACAGACACAAAAGUAACCUCUUUCAGUAAGCAAAAGCAAGGUGAUGAUGGGAAAAUAAAGACAGAGAUGACAGUGCAGUCUCGAGUACAAGAAAACAUAGAUGUUUCUGCUGAAGCUGGCCGAGGAAGUCUUUCAAAUCAGGAUGUUAGAAAAGUGUUAGAGAGUGCUGAGGGAACUCCUUCCAAACAGGAGAUAGAAGAUAUAGUACAUCAUGGCCUGAAAGGAAGUGGGGAUGCAAAGAAUAUGUCCGUUAAUGUUGAGAUUGUGGAGGAAACAGUGGAUUAUGCCACUGAUGAAAGGACUGAUUUUUCAACACCUUUUGAAGUGGAGGAAGUGGAAGACACAUUCCCUGAAAAAGAGAAGCGUUAUGGUGAUGAGGAGCAAGACAUAACACUUACGUAUGAAGAUCUUAAAAAGAGGAAACAACGCCAUGAAAGCUUCACUCACGUGGAGGAAGUGACUGAGGAAGAUGACUCACCUAUCGAACAAAAAUACUUUGUGUCUGUUCCUGAUGAUCAUCCUAUUAUUAAUGAAAAAGAUGAUGACUCAGUGUAUGGGCAAAUUCACAUAGAAGAAGAAUCAACUAUUAAGUAUUCUUGGCAGGACGAAUUUUUGCAAGGAACACAAAGUAAGAGAGAUGAAGGUGUAAGCUCUCCAGAGGAAACGUACAGAGUGGUAGGGGAGGAAGCAACUGCCCACAUAUUAAAAGAAGAGCAUCCCAAAGCUGGAACAUCCCAUGUUGAAUCUGUUGUCAUUGAAAAAGAAAUUAAGAUACCCCAAGAAUUUCAGGCUUCUAUAAAGGGGCUUUUAUCAAAGGAAACCAAGGACCCCAAGCAACAACUGAAGGAAGCUUUAGAACAGUUGGAAGGCAGUCUCCCAGAAAGUGUAAAAGAGGAACUGUCUGCGUUAACAAAAGAAAGUCAGGCUGACUCUAGUAACUUGGAAUUUGAUAUCAAAAAAGUUCAUCAAACAGAGGAGGGAGGCUUGCUGACAAUUGUUGCUGAAGUCAAUCUAUCUCAGACCCUUAAUGCUGAUGAGUUCAACGUAGCUGAGCUCAGUGAAAUAAUUGCAGGUGAGAAGAAGACAUCAUCACACUCCUUGAAGAGAGAUAAGUUGGAGAGAGUUGAUGGUAAAAUCAGUACAGAAACAGAUGAUUCCGCACACAGUGAUAUAUACACUCCUGUGGCUAAUCAAGAAGUCUACAGGUCAUCCACAGUCAGGAAGAGUGGUAGCACAGGAUAUCAUACCACUGAAAAAGUCAUUUAUGAUGGUUCGGUUUUGGAAACUGCACAUUUUGGAGAGGACUCUCACUCACCUGAAUCAACUGAUGAGAGUAAAUCUGUAAGACAUAUUCGGGUUGGUCCAACAGAAGUCCAGAGGUUUGAGCAGAUUGUAUAUGAAGGGCCUGGCUCUGAAAUGCUCAGUGCCACAGAAGAUGUUGUUCAGACAGAGGGCUCGUCAGAGAUGAGCCAUUCUGUGAAGCAUUUUAAACUGGGUCCUAAAGAAAUCCAAACAACAGAAGAAGUAAUUUAUAGAGGCCCCGUUACGACAACCGUAGAAGAGAUGGAUUCUGGAAAUCUUUCCCAGCAGACCUUUUCAUCAGAUAUCAGCAGGUCCACGAGGCAUGUUACAGUAGGAUCAAGGCAAGUAAUUGAAGAAGUGUCUUUUGAAGGGCCAGGCUCAGAUUCUCUGGAGCUCAAUAGCUCAGGGAAUCUCUCUCAGACAGAAGGGUCUGUGGAUGUCAGCAGAUCAGUAAGGCAGUUUAGAUUACACCCAAAAGAGAUUCACUCUGAGCAAGUUAUCUUUGAAGGACCCAUCUCUGGUAAAGUAGAGAUCAGCGAUUCUAGAGACUUUUCACAGAUGGAAAGUUCAGUAAGACACAUUCAGUUAGGUCCUAAGGAGUUUAUGACAGCUGAAAAAGUCAUCUACCAGGGCCCCAUCACUGAGCAUAUUGAAAUCAGCGAAGUGGGAGACCAGACCCAUUCAGAAAGCUCAGUAAGGCAUUUUAGGCUAGGCCAAACAGGAGUUAAAACAACUGAGAGAAUCAUAUAUCAAGGCUCCCUUUCUGAAACUCCAGAGCUCAUGAACAAGGGACAUCUUUCAGAGAAUGAAGGAAGCUCAGAUAUCAGUACAUCUUUCAGGCAUGUUAGAAUAACUCCUGUAGAAACUCAAAGUGAACAAAUCAUCUUUACAAGACCCAUUUCUGAAACACUAGAAGAUCAUUCGCAAACACGAGAGUCGUCUGAGAGCAGCAGCUCCAUGAAGCAUGUUAAAGUAGGAUCCAGUGAGACGUCAUUUACUUUCCAAAUGGAUGUUUCCAAUGCAGGUGGAGUACCCACGGCAGAGAGUGAAGAACAAGCAACAAUGCUCAUACCGAAUAAACAAGACCCUUCUGUUAAUCAGUCACAGUUUAGAGUUGAAAGUGACCACAGUGGGGACAGUGAAAAUAAAGGAAGUUAUAUUCACUCCAGUUUUUCCCAAGAUCAUGUUGAAAACAUAGCGGAGAAGUCAGGUUUUGAUAAAACUGUUCAAUUGCAAAGGAUGGUAGACCAAAGGUCAGUUAUUUCUGAUGAAAAGAAAGUUGCACUUCUCUACCUGGACCAUGAGGAGGAAGAUGAUGAAGAGAAUGAUGGACAGUGGUUCUAAAAGGACACCUUAAUGAAGUCUACUUGGUAAUUUGUUUAUGCAGGUUCUUGAUUAUCCUGUGUUGGUUUUUUUUUGUUUAGUUUUUUUUUUUUGUUUGUUUGUUUUUGAGAGAGAGAAACUGAGAAGUAUUGAAACCUUCUACCUAUUCAGUACACUUUUUACUUGAUUUGAAAUUGUAUUUUUGGGAGAAAUCAUGCUAUUAAUAUGUUUUUUUCCUCAGAGACCUGUUUCCAGUAACUUCAGAUUUUUCCGCCUAUAGAGACAGAAAUUUGCUACUGGCUAAUUCAGAGGAUUGUAGGUUUUUUCAUCUGUUUUAUAGCAUUUUAUUAACAAGUGUGUAUUUGAAUAGGAUUUUUCCAUUUUAAAAAAAUACUGUAUUGUACUUGGUUACUAAAAUAUUCAUCAAUUCUCUUCAAAGCUACUAACAGAAAUAUUAGCGGUCAUAAGACUAAUGAGAGUGGUAGGUAGCUGAUUUUCUGUUCCAUUUCUGUGUAUUUAUAUGCAAUACCUAAUGAAAAUAUUUUAAGGAAUGAUACAGUUAUUACAGCUAUAAAAACUGCAAUACAAUUCCUUAGGAUUUAAAAACGCACGGCAACAGUAGAGAAAAAUACUAUUAUCUGUAUAGUUAGAAUGCAGUGCAAAGAUUAAAAAAAAAAAAAGAGGUACCACUGAAGCAGAAUUUUCUUGCAGUAUUCAUAGUGAGAAAUUGCAGAGUAGUACAUUUAAAAAAGAAUAAAAUUAAAAAGUAGAUGGUACUUCCACCAGAGUAAGGAGGAGAACUCUACAGCUUCAGUGUGUAUGCACAGUAACAGCAGCAAGUUAUUUUGCAGUAUAUUGCUUACCUGGACACUAGGUGUUGCUAACGGUAAGUGUGACGUGUCGGACAUCCCAUAAUAGCUUCUUAGCACAGUGGAAUUAGCUAAUACUAGCUAUGAUCUGAAGAAAAUACGUAAAAAUGAUAUAGAUUGUGUCUGUGAUCAUUUUGUGUCAGACAGUUUCCAGAGAAUUCUUGCCUUGUUUACAAAUGAGAAGAUGCUCUUUCUGAUCACUAGAACUGCAAACCCAACCAGAGAUUUUAAUUUUCCCUUGUAUUUCUUUUCUCUGGUUAUAAAACUUUUCUCUGGCCAAAGUCGGUUUCUGCCUAAACCAUUUUGAAGUGUAUUCAUUUCACUUGACUGCACUUUGAAGGACAUAAAUCAGCUUUACAAUAAAAAUUCAAUCACUUCAAAGUUCAGGUCAGAAAUCAGAACCAGUUACUGUACUACACCGUGCAGUGCUGGCAGAAACAAAAAUAGCAGCUGAAAUGUUUUUUUCACUGGGAUAAGAAGAUAUGAAACUGAACACAUACAAGAAUAAAAAAAACAGACGGGAAGCUGCUAUAUUCACACGCACGCACACACAUGCAUAUCACUCACUCACUCACUCUCCUGUACUUUCUCUGCAGAGUAGAAACACAUCUGUGUCUGGAUGGCUAUCAUGUGCCAGGCUGGUAGUCUGUGACACAGAAUUAUUUUCCUGUGGUUCUUUGUGCACAGUUCUGUGUGUGCUAACUCAGAAUAGAAUCCAGUUUAACUGUUUUAGUCUGGCAUGGAUAUUCAAUUUUCAGACUCUUCUAAUAUUAACAGAAACUAGAUUUUUCAAAACUGACUGCUACUUUAUAAUAUGAAUGUAAAUGCAAAGCUAAAGAGCAAUAACCUGCUGACUGACGUAUCAUUCUGUUUCAGAUAUGGAACAGAUUAAUCGUUGUGUGCCUUAGUAACUAAGUUGGAAACUGUACAAAGUAUACUAAAACUAUUAUCAGUGUUCCAAAGAUUAACUCAGGAGGUUUGUCUGCAUUGCGAAUCUUUCUAUAGAUUCUGAUUUUUUCUGAUUUUAUAUAAGUACAGCAGUGUCAGGAAAGAAGUGGGCACUUUUCUAAAUGUGUAAACCACUGGUCUAUAUAUCAAAUAUGAUAUAGAAUGUAAGUAUCAGCGUUGAUCAGGAUUGAAUAUUUUUUUAAUUAUGCACCAGGAAAUCAUUUAUUGAAGUUGGAAGUGUAAUCAACAGCUGGAAGAUGAAGGAAACUGAGGUUUGUGGAAGCACCAAAGGCGUGUAUGCUGCGCUCAUCUGGACUGUUCACCAUGAAACAUGACAGCAUUUCUCAAAGUUAUUCGUAUGCGCUUAUAAAAGACCUUGUGCUUCCAUUUAUAAGUAGGGUGGUAUUAGUCAUCAUACUUCAAAUAUCAUCCUGUUUUUGUUUCCUUAGCUGACCAUCUACUUUUUUAAAAUUGUAAUGUCUUUGUUUGUUUUAAUAAUUAUGUCUGAGGCAGAAUUUUCCAGCUAGAUACUUAACUGCAAGCAAUCAAAUUCUGCACUUCAACUAUUAUAUAACUGAAUAAAGAAAGGAGUCAGCUCUGUAAAAAGCAGCAGUAUUUAAAAAGAAGUAAUCAGUGUUAAUCUUCUCGAGGUUUGAUUAUAACCGGAAACUUAAACAUUUUCUUUAAAUUAGAUCUAAGAACAUCUGCAGAGAAUGUGUUUUGUUAUGAAAAGCUACUCCCAAAGUUAAACCUUUUUUAUUGAUAACCUGUGUAAUCUUAAACAGACGUUGUCCUUAGGAUCAACUAUUCUAGCACUGUUACAGUUAUCUUCACCUGCUCAGAGGUGAAGAAACUGAAGGAUAAAAACCAGUAGGGAUUCACAUAAAUGAAUCACAUAACACCAGUGUUCUUAGUAAUGCAGGAGAGAAGAAAACAUUAUUUCCACUGAGGCAACAGCACCUCUGCAAAAAUUCCUGUAGGCAUCACAAUCAGAUCUCGUAGGCUACAUCAAGGUACAGCGCUACUCUGAAAGGAAACAUUUCUUUGGAGUACUUUCAAUAGUUCUGUUAAAGAGCAGGAUGUUACUCAGCUGUAGGAAAGUUAGUUUAUUUUAGGGAACUGGCAAUGUGCAUUAGCGUAAUGCUUAAAGAUAUGCACAGUUCCUUUGCAAGAAUACUUUGAGGCUGUGAAAACAAAUAUUUUGUAUGGAUGGCAUAAGUUUUAGAAAUGUUUAUGUAAGCACCGAUUUUCCACUUAGCUCUCAUUAACCCGAGGCAUUUUGCAUAAUGACAGCUUUUGGAUACUACCUCCAAGCAACAAAAUGUAGUUAGGUGGACAGUCACAUGCUGCAGGCCUUACAGUUGCAUUUGCAGAAUCAGGGCCAUAGGUACGUGCAUUAUUAGUAAGAACAAAUGUUGUCUAAUGUACUAACCCUAUGUAAUCACCUUCUGCGUGAGCAUUAUAUUACAAUGUGGCUGAAAGGAUUGGUGAUAUAACCUUGGACAGCAUGCACUUCUGAAGCAUACUCAUGUAAGUUGUGCUUUUCAUUUAAAAACAAACCAAAAUACAUUUAAUAGUGACUUUAGAUUUAAAAAAAAAAAAAAGCUUUAAAAUAUAACUACUAAUCUUGGGGGGUAAAAACUAUUUAUAUACUGAGAUAGAUAAGAAGUGGGCACUUUUCUAAAUGUGUAAACCACUGGUCUAUAUAUCAAAUAUGAUAUAGAAUAUAAGGAAAGUUGUGUGAGAGACUUGGAACUCUGUAUUGACUGAUGUUUGUGAAUAGCAGGUGUUUAAAAAGACGGUAAGAAUGUUGAAACUGGGUUUGUUGAUGUCAGCUGUAUGAGACUGCAGGCAGCUUGUAUUUUGGUUAUUUGAAAUGAAACUGCAUUUUGGUGGUGGUAUAAGCUUUGUGAUUUUACACUUUUUCACUCUUGAGUAUUAAACAAUCAAAAUCAAUGCAAAUGUUUCUCUUUCUUCCUGUCUGAUACUUUAAAGGCUGCGUUGCCAAAGGAAAAGAAAUUUGCAUUUAUAAAUGUCCCGUUCUAAGAUCUCUCAGACUGAUGAGCUUCAGUCCAAAGAAGGAACAUAAUUUUUCAUUCCAGGAAAGGCAUUCCUCUUUCACAUUCCUGAUGGAAAUGAUGGCAAAUCAGAAUAUUCCUUAUUGCAACUACAUUCAACACGCACGGAUAAGCAGUGCCUCAAGUUCAACAGCUGGUAACAUCAGAGGCAGAGAAUAGAACAACACAGAAGGUGUAACUCCUGGAGAUGCCAGAAUUAUCAGUUGACCAAUGCAAGUCUUAUCUUUUACUGUUUUUUAGCAAAGAAAAUCUUUUUAUGUGUGCUUAGGCUUUACGGUAAAAAAGAAUUCCUUUUCCAUUAACCUCUCUAUAUGCUUUAAAGCUCAUUUUUCUCUUUAACCACAUAUUUUAUUUGUAAUGAAGUAAAUUAUCAGGCCUUUAGCACAUUUUUAUGUUGGUAUUAUGUUUUUUUUUGUGUGUGUGUGUGUGUGACCAGUAAGAUUUUUCUAAAGAUAUCAGUCAGUUUUAACUUAUCAAGAAAAAAACAAGUGGUUCUCAAUUUCUUCCAAAACAUGCAGAAAGGUAUUUGAAGCUACUGACAAAACACAGCAUAUUCUGAAGCUGCUUAAAUGAUCAGCAGAAUAAUCUCUACUGAAAUUGGCUUCUGUCAGAAAUACACUUUCAGCAUUCAUCCACUAAGUUAAGAAUUACUGCUGCUUAAACUGUCAGUUUUGAAGAUCUCAUUUCCCUGAAACCUGAAGCGUGUCUCUGAAUAGUAAGGAAUGGUCUCACAGUGGGUUGGUGGUUAUAUACCAUUUAAUAUUACCUUUCAGUUUCCUGUUUUUGACACGCUUGUGAGUUCACUGCAAAGAUGGGGACUCUGUUAAAAUCUAGAAAAAGUACUUGAUUUUAAAUGGAAAAAAACCAUCAGUUAUUUAUAGUUUUCUGUUAUAUCCCUGCAAUGAAAUGUAAGCAUAGUAGACAGUGACAUCCCUGACAAAGAAGUUAUCCUAGCUGGAAAAAAAACUUUCUUGAAUGUUGCUAUCCUCAGAAUCAAUAUUAUCUUGGUUUAUCACAAACCCUGGCAUUGUUUUUAUUUUUUAUUUCCAAACUGUGAUGUAAAUUUGUUAUAGUAAGAAACUAAGGCUGGAAGUGAGUCUACAAACCCUUUUUCAAGUGAGAACAUUAUGAGAUCUUGACCCCUAAUAUGAGGCAAAAUUUGUUACAGGUUUUGGAGCUCUGAUAGGAAAAGGAGUGCACUUCAACCAAAUGCCUCUGACAGGUUACAAUUUAAUUUUGUAAUUCAUUCCACAGUUAAAAAAGACUAGAAAACUAAAUAAAUCAGUUGCUAAGCUGAUUUGAAAUCCAGAGGCAGCCGUGAGAUUUUACAUCUUCUGUACUGAAUUUCCGUGUAUUUUCCUCUUUUUACAAAAGGAGAUAAGAAUACAGUGGCUAAUACUCUGAAGACAAUCAGUGUAAAACAUGCAUUUAUCUCCAUAAAGUUUUUCUGGUGCUUAUCUAUCUAAGCAAUCUCUCCUCCUAGAAAUUUAUUUUUAUUCAGUAUUUCAUGCAAAGAAGGGACACUGGUUCUUCAGGAUGGCUAAGAGAAAUGGAACAAAUACAGUCAUAUGUGUUGAGAAUAAAAGCCCUGCUUUAUGUUGGCCUGGAUUCCUGAUAUUAAUGUUGUGCCUUAGGACAAUAGUCGGAAGGAGACUCAUAGUGGGUUGGAGUUUUCAGUGUGUUGGUCUUUCUGAGCUGAACUCUGUUUUGUUAAUGUUUUUGUGGCCCUGAAAAACAGGAGGAGCUAUAAAUUGUAGUUUAUUACCUAUCUCACACCAUUUGCCACUUAAUUUUGUAACGUUUACAGAUGCUGCAGAGAAGGUACACCUGUAAGAAAUUUAAUGGCAUUGCAUCAUCUCAUCAAAACAAUUAGAUGAUGUGUGACCAGCUCUGUAACUUUUUGCUGUUAUUACUUAAGCUCAGGAUUUGAUCAAGAGAAUUACUGAUUUUCUUUGUGUGAAUUAGGAACAAAACCAAAGGUGAAGGAUAUUCUGUUCUGAUUUUCUCUCGCUGCUUUGAUGAAUCAUGGAGGCGGUGACGCUGGCACAAAAUCAAAUCUCAGGCAGCGGCUGUUAGACCAGUGACACAUCUGACAUUUAGCGGAGGAAAAAGUCUGAAGAGUUAGCUAUCUGAACUGCUGCCCUGGGAGCUUUCCAACAGUUUGACUCAUCUGUCUUUUUCACCAGGCAUUUGUGUGACUCUUGUUCUUACAUUCCUCAGAGAAGUGCAAAGGAACAUAGAUUCCAACAAGAUGCAAAAAGAUGCUCAGCCAAGAAGAGAUCUAAUUAAAAACUCACUGUGAAUAUGUCAGCAGUUUCUUGAAUUGGUCUCAAUCUUUCUUGUUGUUGUGAAUGCAAAAUGAGAUUUAUAAAUGAAGAUAAUGCAACAUACUGUUCAACAUUAUACAUUUCUUGGACCCUCAUUGGAGUAAACAUAGAAGUAAAACUCAAAUGCACCUAUUUUCCACCUGUAUAUGCAGAUAUGUUGAAAAAUACUGUUACUGUGAGUAAUACAGCUAGCCAUGUGACAAUCAGACUGAAUAAGGAUACAGCUAAUUUCAUUAAACCUCCCAGUUUUCAGAAAAGCAUUGCCUCUGGACAUGUGAAUUGAGACACAAGUGUGCUUAAGGUAACUUUGUGUUUGCUACCUGGAAGUUGGGAAUUGUAUUUAUUGUAGAUGCCUUUGAUUAUACAGUGAUGUACAUCUGUACAAAUACUGCCUGUUACUUAGCUGUCGUUGUUAAUGCAGAUCAGGUUCUGCUCAGCAGGGGUUUUUGAUGAGCGCUUGGCAGAACUUUUAUAAGGUGUUUUGUUCCAGGCAAAUGGAAUUGCAGAGCCUUAGAAAUUUUCAUUAGGCUUUUUAGAGUCAAGAAAUUACUCUAAAACCCUUAGACCACAAACCAGAGCCCUAAAAGAAUACCUUGGAAAUGAAUAAAUAAAUUCCAUAUUACUUA